ACAGACGUCAUGGUAUGGAGAAAGUCAUCUGAGGAGUUUCAUGGCUAUCUGUAAGUAUGAGCCAUCUUUCAGUAAUGAGCCUUUACAUUGGCAUAAAAACACAUUAUGCCUAUAUUCUGUGUUUUAGCCAUACCCUAUUAUUGAUGAAAAAGAAAAAGCAAGGUUCAUUGCCUGAUAUGAUUUGUGAUGGUUUUAUAUUGCAGGCACAAAGCCCAAGGUAUGGUUGACGACAACCCCAACAGAAUAGUGGAUUACAUACGCCCUUGGCCUUAUCAAUUAGACUGGGAUAGUUUGAUGACCUCAAUGGACAUAAUAGAAACCCUUGAUCAGGUAAACACAACUGCAUUUGGUUCCUCAUUGAUAACUUGAUCAAAUGGCAAAAGUAGACUUCUCUCAUAAUGAUAAAUGUGGACUUCACUGUACGCGUUUUUGUUUGUUUAAGAACCCAUUUUACCACACUAAAGUGGACCUGCUGCUCUACAAUAUUAUUAUAUUCCAUCUGUUUUAUUAGGUUUUAUGAGAGGGCUUUGUUGGCAUGUUAUCCAAUGGGAAUCAAUGGCUUAGUUGAUCUCUCUCUGUCUGCAGGGCUGUUGUGUGAUGAAGUACAUGACUGCUGGUCAGCUGUAG
Coregonus sp. 'balchen' is the source of this 627-nucleotide messenger RNA. NCBI's taxonomy places the organism in Eukaryota, Metazoa, Chordata, Actinopteri, Salmoniformes, Salmonidae. The record is from the annotation of a GenBank genome assembly.